UAUAUUAUUGCAUUAAAAUAAAAGUUCGUAGAUUUUUUGGGUAAUUCAAAGACAAUGUUUAUAGGUAUUUGUAAAUAGAUUUAUUUACUCGCAUACCUAUAUGUCGCUAUAAACUUUCGUUCCAAUAUACGAUCGGUUAUAAGAAAUUAAGUUGUAUAUAUUAUUUUCUUUCGAAUUUGUUUCUGAUAUUUAUUCAUUUAUUACUGCAUUACAAUUGAAUUGCCGAUUCAACAAUAAAUUACACAUUAUUAAGAUCGUGUAAAAAUUUCAACAUAACGUAACAAUUCGAGAAGAGGGGUUUUCGGUCCAAACAUAUUAACGAACUCGUCGAACCUGUUAAGUAUUACGUAAACAAGACGGGAAAGUACAUUUCUCUCAUGGAUCUUAAAAGAAAGAGUAGUCGGUUGUGGGCCUUUAUUCCAAAGAGAAGAGCUCUAUAGGAGCCGAUACGAUCGGCGUAGUGUACAAGAAAAAUACGAAUUGAUACGCAAAAAUCGAUCGUUCUGUGACUAAUCGGUAACUCGUGUAAUAUCACAUAAACGAAGCUUGUUCAGUAUGAGGAUUCUAUGGCCAUUCUUCAUUACCGUAGCAACCGGCAGCGCUUUUCUACACGUCGUCAAGAAUAAUAUUCAUUCGUCUGGAGAGAAAUAUACAAACGACACUAAGUAUGACUUUAUCGUCGUAGGAGCUGGAUCGGCAGGAUCCGUGUUAGCAAAUCGUCUAUCGGAGAACAAGAGAUGGCGAGUUCUAUUAUUGGAAGCGGGAUACCCGGCAAAUAUAUUCAAUCAAAUUCCAGUGUUUGUUAGUUUUUUUCAAUUGACUGAUUUCAAUUGGGGUUACAACGUGGAGCCUCAGAAGAACGCCUGUCUGGGAAUGGUAAAUCGUCAGUGUGCUUGGCCACGAGGUAGAGCCUUGGGCGGCACGAGUAUCUUAAACUAUAUGAUCCAUACACGUGGGAACAAGUACGACUACGACGAAUGGGCUAGUUUGGGCAACGUGGGCUGGUCUUACGCGGACGUUCUGCCGUAUUUUAAGAAAAGCGAAAGAUUUAACGUACCAGGCAUCAAGAACUCUAUGUAUCAUAAUGAAGACGGUUACUUGUGCGUGGAACAUGUACCAUAUCAUACGAAGCUGGCAACCGCAUUUCUAAAUGCUGGAGAAAAGUUGGGGUAUAAAAUCAUCGACUACAAUGGCCAAGAUCAGAUAGGUUUCUCAUAUAUUCAAGUAAAUAUGGAUCGUGGAACGCGAUGCAGCGCUGCCAAGGCCUAUCUCGAGCAAAUUAAUCGGUCAAAUUUGGAAAUAAUCACUGGUGCUAGAGUAACCAAAAUACUAAUCGAUGCGGACAAGCAUGCUUAUGGCGUUGAGUAUGUUAAGGACAACGUAUGGAAAAAAGUGACUUGCUCCAAGGAAAUUUUAUUAUCAGCCGGUACGAUCGACUCAGCAAAAUUGUUAAUGCUAUCGGGAAUUGGACCAAAAGAGCAUCUUGAAGAACUAAACAUUCCGGUAAUUCAGGACUCCAAAGUCGGUUACAACAUGUACGAACACAUCGGUUUCCUAGGAUUGACUUUUAUGGUGAAUCAAAGCGUGUCACUGCUACAGAACAAGCUCCUUAGUCCAAGUGUAGUCCUAGAAUACCUUCUGUACAAGGAUGGUUUAUUAACGAUUCCAGGUGGUGCCGAGGCGCUUGCAUUUAUUAGAACCAAGUACGCUUUUAACCAAAAACCAGAUAUUGAACUUCUCUUCGUAUCUGGUUCUCUACAUUCGGAUAACGGUCAAGCCAUAAGAAGAGGUCUAAGAAUUUCACAGGAUCUAUACGACGCCGUCUAUAAACCAAUCGAAAAUCAGGAGGCUUGGUCGAUCUGGCCGAUUAUUCAAAAUCCCAGAAGCGUUGGCCGUCUGACAUUGCGAUCAAAAAAUCCAUUCGAGCCACCCAAAAUGGAUCCAAACUUUUUCAGUCAUCCAGCUGAUUUAGAGAUUAUUUUAGAAGGAAUAAAACACGCUAUUAACAUAUCUAAAACCGAAGUUUUUCAGGCUUACGGCAGUCGACUGCAUGACCUUAAAAUACCAAGCUGUGCACAGUUUGAGUUUGCUUCCGAUGAUUAUUGGCGUUGCGCAAUCAAGCAUCUACCGUCAAUGAUGAAUCACGAAAUAGGCACCGUUAAAAUGGGACCUCGGACAGAUAUUUACGCGGUUGUCGAUCCAGAGUUAAAAGUAUACGGUAUUGAAUCACUCAGGGUAGUGGACGCUUCGAUUAUGCCUACGAUGCCUAAUGGUCACGUGAACGCAGGAAUAUAUAUGAUCGGUGAGAAAGCAGCAGAUAUGAUCAAAGAAACUUGGAAGAACGAGUUAUAAAAUUUACAAGUAGCUCAGAAAAUGACAACGAGAUCCUUGAUCAAUGAUCCUUGAUAUUAAAGUUGCCAUGUUUUUACGAUGAUUUCCGUUAUCAUUUUCUAAGCUUCUUGUAAAUUUUAGAACUCUUUCUUCUAAGUUUCUUUGAUCAUAUCUACUGCUUAAGAUUAAAAAUGCGUAAAUAAAUUUUUUAUACAAUGUUGUUCAAUUUGCAACAAUUUAGAGAAUAAAAAAAUAAAAUAAAAAACAAAAAAGUAAUAAGAUUUUGUUAGUUGAUUUCUUGGCGUUUAAAUUACGUUAUUAUAAUGUAUGUAUGAAGGCUCUUAUUUUUUAUAACUUUGAAGAUUCAAAACUUUGAAAAAUCUGUGGAAACAGCAAAUUUAUUCAGAAAAAAAUAUUGUUAAUAAAAAAAUUAACAUAUACUUCAAAAAUUAUUAAAAUAUUACUAUUGUAAAUUACAAUUUCAAAACAUAAAAUAAGUUUUCGGAAUAAUUAGAUAAAAUACGUGCAAAUGUAAAUAAGAAAAAAUAUCAUACAAUAAACAUACAUAACUCGAAUAAAAAUCAGGCGUCCCUUGUGUCAUAUACAAUACCACAUUAGAUAUUAAUAUGACAUACCUGAUUAUGUUUCUCUAGAACAGUACUUUUGAAGAAUAUUUUAUCCUCAUAACAAUUUUAAAAAUAAAUCGGACAUGCUUAAUAUUGCAUCAGUCAAAACAUUCUCCAGUUUGUCCUAAAAAAAUUUAGAUGGAGUUUCAAAAAGGUGAUUUUGCUGUCGAUUGAUAUAUUUUGGAGCGCUAAUUACGUAUCAUCAUGAUAAUCACCGACAAGGUCAUUUUUAAGAUUAAAA
Messenger RNA from Solenopsis invicta (red fire ant), 3198 nucleotides. Its product is annotated as glucose dehydrogenase [FAD, quinone]. NCBI's taxonomy places the organism in Eukaryota, Metazoa, Arthropoda, Insecta, Hymenoptera, Formicidae. The transcript is spliced from 3 exons. Bases 556 to 2352 code for a protein of 598 amino acids. Gene Ontology annotation, molecular function: oxidoreductase activity, acting on CH-OH group of donors; flavin adenine dinucleotide binding. The record is from RefSeq and is a predicted model, not a curated record.